AUGACGACUGCAGGAGUGGACAUGGCGGCCGAUCACGUUAGGGCCGUGCUGGCCGCCCUGGUGAUGCUCAGUGUGUGUGAGGCCAGCGGCCUUGGACCCGCGGCGCAGGGCGAAGCCAGCGAGGAGGCAGCGUGGGUAGAACCGUGGGACGGAUCGGUGUUCCAGCCGCCCUCUCCGCUGGGUGCCGUAGGGGUGUCGUGCCAGCCUGGAGCCCCGCGACCGGAGCAGGAGGAGACUGCGGACUUGCCAGUGCUCCUAUGGUGGAGCCCAGGGCUGUUUCCCCACUUUCCCGGCGACUCGGAGCGCAUCGAAUGCCCGCGCGGCGCGUGCGUGGCUUCCCGGGACCGAAGGAUGCGGGCGGACUUGCGGACGCGGGCGCUGCUUUUCUACGGUACCGACUUCCGCGCCUCGGAGGCGCCACUCCCGCGUCUGGCGCACCAGAGCUGGGCCCUCCUGCAUGAGGAGUCGCCUCUCAAUAACUUCCUGUUGAGCCACGGCCCGGGCAUUCGCCUCUUCAACCUCACUGCCACCUUCAGCCGCCACUCGGACUACCCGCUGCCGCUGCAGUGGUUGCCCGGGGCCGCCUACCUGCGCCACCCGGCUCCUCCGCUCCACGAGCGUGCGGAGUGGCGCCGCUACGGCUACGCGCCGGUGCUCUACCUGCAGUCUCACUGCGACGUGCCCGCAGACCGCGACCGUUACGUGCGCGAGCUCAUGCGCUACAUCCGGGUGGACUCGUAUGGGAAGUGCCUACAGAAUAAGCAGUUGCCGACUGCGCGGUUGCAGGAUACAUCCACUGCCACCACUGAGGAUCCAGAGCUCCUGGCCUUCUUGUCCCGUUAUAAGUUCCACCUGGCCCUCGAAAAUGCCAUCUGCAAUGACUACAUGACCGAAAAACUGUGGCGCCCCAUGCACCUGGGUGCUGUGCCAGUGUACCGCGGCUCUCCCUCUGUGAGGGACUGGAUGCCCAAUAACCACUCCAUCAUCCUUAUUGAUGACUUUGACUCCCCUCAGAAACUAGCGGAGUUCAUUGACUUUCUGGACAAGAAUGACGAAGAGUAUAUGAAAUACCUGGCUUACAAGCAACCCGGGGGCAUCACCAACCAGUUCCUCCUGGAUAGCCUAAAGCAGCGGGAGUGGGGAGUAAACGAUCCUCUACUUCCUAACUACCUUAAUGGCUUCGAAUGUUUCGUCUGUGACCAUGAACUGGCUCGGCUAGACGCAGAGAAGGUCCAUGCUGCUUCUUUUGGGGACAUUCCUGUUCCAGAGCCUCACAUUGCCCAGUCCUCACACAUGGACUGCCCAGUGCCUACACCUGGCUAUGGCAAGGUGACAGAGAUUCCUGAGAAUGACAGCUGGAAGGAGAUGUGGUUGCAAGAUUACUGGCAAGGACUGUACCAAGGGGAAGCCCUGACUGCCAUGAUCCACAACAAUGAAACACAGCAGAGUAAAUUUUGGGAUUACCUACAUGAGAUCUUCAUGAAAAGGAACCAAAAUCUCUAACCUUUACUUUGGAAGACCUAAGGAGUUCUUAUUCCACCAUGGCACAUAAGGAGCAUUCACUGCACAAGUCUCUAAUAAACAUUGUCUUAUCAUGGAUUCAAUUAUAUCCACCAAUAUUUUAUCUUAAUGAUGUGUAAUAAAGUCUCAGCCUAUGAUAAAAGAGCUUCUCUCUCAGCAGAGAGGGAAGCAUCCAGGUCUCCGUUCAGUGGGAAAGAGAAACCUGAAACACUCAUUUGACUCAAGGUGCUGUUUCACCGCUUCAUUUGUGAGGUAAGAUGGGCCCGAUUAUAGUGUAAAAAUUCUGCUCCAUUCUCCAAACCCCUGCUAUUCAGUAGUUCCCCCAAAAUCUCUUCCCAAGCUUUAUGAACUGUUAUGUUUGUGGAAAAGCACAAUCUCUGGUGGGUUUUAUUCCGGUUUUCUUUGUUCCUGAGAUAGGGUCUCAGUAUGCUGCCCAGGCUGGCCUCCAAUUCCUGGGCUUAAACAGUCCUCCCACCUCAUCCUCUGUAUGCAUAGCUGGCACUAAGGUACACACCACUGCUCUUGGCUCAUGGACUUGGGGUUUUGUUAUAUUAUUUUAAUUGCCUUUUGUGUCAGUUUUUUUAAUUAAUUUUUUUUGAGACAGCAUCUUUUUAUGUAGUUCAAGUUGGUUUGAACUCACUAUGUAGCUGAGGCUGGCCCUGAACUUUGGUGAUCCUCCUGCCUCAGCCUCCCAAGUCCUGGGAUUACAGGCAUGUGCCCACCAUGCCCAGCUAAUAUCCUAAUUUUAUUGUAUUUUGUUUUUGUUUUUGUUUCUGAGACAGGGUCUCACUAUGUAGCUCAGGCUGGCCUUAACUCACUGUGUAGUCUAGGCUGGCCUUGAAAACUCAUGGCAAUCCUCUUACCUCAGCCUCCUGAGGGCUGGGAUUACAGGUAUAUACCACCUUGCCCAGCAACAUUUUUAUUUUUAAUGAGUUUUUCUUUUUGGUUUUAGGACCUUUCCCCCAAUUUCAGAUGGAGAUACACAAAUCUUGCCAUCACUGUUAUUGCUAGUUUGCUUCUUAUUUAGAAUUUCUUCUCAUUUUGUGAAUGGGUUCAGUAGCUAAUGUAUGCCAUGUCAGUUUAAUAUCAUGCCCUAUUUUUAAAUCAAAGAUGGAGACUAAGGCUGGAAAUUAUGGCAGAAAAUGUUGAAUAGCUAACUUACACAUAUUACUAACAAUCUUCCAUACAACUUUACUGAGACUUUUUUUUUUUUUUUUCCAUACAGGGGAUUGAACUCAUGACCUUGUACUUGCAGGGCUGGCACUUAUGCUGCUCAGCUAAACCCCUAGCCCCCUGAGACUUAUUUUUUGAUGGAGCCCCACCAUGGUCCUAAACUCAAAGACAAGAAAAGGCAAGAGAAGAAAUUUAAGCCACCACAAGGGAAUGGCCAAAGAAAAGCCUUAGACAGACUUGGGGAUGCAGCCAAACUCUUCUAUUUCUGUAGUUUAAACAUAUAGCCUAAUGAAUGACAUCAUGACUUUUUCAUAGGGUACUGGUACAAGAAAGGAUACCUUGGAAAUUAAAACUGCAGUAAUUAUAAGAUAUUAAUGUAUUAUCACUCAAGAAAUUCUAUAGCUUAUCAAUAUAUCUGAUUAUAAAUUUAUAUAUAUAUCCAUAUCUAUGUCUAUAACUGUAUACACACACACACACACACACACACACACACACACAGAGGGAUAUACACAUCAGGUGCUUCAUCAACUAAGAUCCAUGCUUAAUAUUGUGACAUCUAAGGAUAAGAACAAGAAAAGCUAUAGUUUAGGCUAGAUUCAUUGUCUUUCUUAUUUCCUGUUGGGAAUUAAACUCAGGGCCUUGCAUAUGCUAAGUAUGUGCUCUGCCUUGAACUAUAUUCUUACUUUCAUUUUAUUUUUAAAAAUAUGUCCUUCAUAAUAGUGUGAAGGGUUUGCUUAACCUGUUUGGUCUCUUUUAAAAAAGAAUGAGAGGAGGACAGACCUUCAAAAAUACACUUAUGGGGCUGGGGAUUUAGCUCAGUGGCAUAAGCACUUGCCUUGCAACCCUGUGGUUGUGAGUUUGAUCCCUGGUAUCAGUAAAAAUACAAAAAAAAAAAAAAAAAAAUGAUGGCUGCAUGCCUGUAAUCCUAUCACUGAGGAGGUUAUGGAUCCCUGUGAAUUCGAGGCUAGCCUGAACUGCAUAGCAAGACUGUCUCAAACAAACAAACAAACCACUUGUGCUAUGUGUAGUAGCACAUGCCUAUAAUUCCACCUACUCUGGCAGCUAAGGCAGGAGGAUUGUUGUGAGACUGACCUGCCUGGGCUACAAAGUGAGCUCAAGGCCAGCUUUACCUUUUGAGGUAAAGCUGGUACCUUUUUGAGACUCUGUCUCAAAAAGACAAAACAUUUUUUUAAGAAGGGUUGGGGAUGGGCUGGGGAUAUAGCUCAGUGGCAUAGUGCCUGCCUGGCACUAUGAGUUUGAUUCCUAGUACCAAAAAGGCAAGGUUUGAGGAUAUAGCUCAGUGAUAGAGCGCUUGCCUACCAUGUGUGAAGCCCUGUGUUUAAUCCUCAAAAAUCAGGGAAAAAAAGUUAAAAUUUUAUAUUAGUUGGCACUCACAAAAGAAAUCAUAGGAGUCUGUUUUCUAAGAUUGCAAUCUUUUUCAGAGUCGAUGCUUAUCGACAAUGCAAAACAUAUACUGCACAAGUGCAAAUCUAAAUUAGGACUCAGUUUUGGGUUUUUUUUGAACUGGGGAUCGAACUCAUGACCUUGCACUUGCCAGGCAGAUGCUUAUGCUGUUGAGCUAAAUCCCCAGCCCAGGACUCAGAUUUUAUUAUGUAUAAUGAAACAGGUAAGUGGGGCAGGGGUUAUAGCUCAGUGGCUUAAGCACCUUGGCAAGCACAAGGUCCUGAGUUAUAUUUCUGGUACAAAAAAACAAAAAUAAGCUAAGCGAUAGUUAUGCGAGGCACAGAAUCUCCUUCUCUUUCAUUUAGGACAACUAGUUAUUCCUUUAGCACUUUUUUUCCUUUUUUUUUCUGGUACCAGGGAUUGAACUCAUGACUUCACACUUGCUAGGCAGGCAGUUGUGCCACUGAGCUAAAUCCCCAGCCCCUCCUUUAGCACUUUUAUGUACAAAGUGAGCCACUUGUUCAUGAAUGGUUGUUGCUGGAGAUGUAGGCCUGCUUUGUGCCCAGUGAGUCUCAGACUUUCCCCUUUAUUCUUUUUUUUUUUUUUGGUACUAGGACUCAAACUUAGGACCUGGUGCUUGCCCAGCAGGUGCUGUGCCCCUGAGCUAUACUCCUGGCUUGGUUAUUUUUUUUUUUAUCGGUACAGGGGAUCGAACUCAGGACCGCUUGCUUGUAAGACAGGUUCUUACGCCGCUAAGCUAAAUCUUCAGCCCCUGGCUUGGUUAUUCUUAACAUGUAACUACAGUAGUCACAGAAAAGACAGAGUCAGGUGCUACAAUUCCACCUGGGAAACAACUAGGAUUAACCACACUUAGGGACUAAAGCUUUGCUUUUCUUAUGGGAAGGAAAGCAAUGUGAAUUUUCUCUAGUUUGGGGAUCUGUCUGCUCCAUCCUAUGUAGCAGCAGCGUACUACUCAUUGCAGUUGUAGUUAUUGUUGGUAGAAGUGUCUUGACAGUCAUGUUUUUACUUCUACUGCUGGAAUGAGAGGGUGGAGCACAGGCUGAUGUUUUGAUUGCAAGUAUUGAUAUUUUAUAUUAUCAUGAGUUUUAUUUUGUAUAAUAAACUGCUUUUUAAACAUA
Cavia porcellus (domestic guinea pig) is the source of this 5237-nucleotide messenger RNA. RefSeq names its product fucosyltransferase 11 (gene Pofut4). The coding region runs from base 1 to 1503 and encodes 500 amino acids. The transcript has 3 exons. Gene Ontology annotation, cellular component: Golgi membrane. The record is from RefSeq and is a predicted model, not a curated record. NCBI's taxonomy places the organism in Eukaryota, Metazoa, Chordata, Mammalia, Rodentia, Caviidae. Gene Ontology annotation, molecular function: alpha-(1->3)-fucosyltransferase activity.